AUGAAGCUGCCAAACCAGACUAAUAAUAUUGAAUUUCAACUUUUUGGAUUCUCUGUUUUUAUCUACAUGCCUGUGGCUUCUUUCUUUGUCUUGUUAAGUGUUUACAUCUUCAACUUGCUUGGAAACCUUUUUAUUAUCAUAGUGACCAGGAUAAGUUCUCAUCUUAAAACCCCCAUGUAUUUUUUUAUUUGCAAUCUCUCCAUUGUGGAUAUUUGUCUUACUACAGUAACAUUACCCAAAAUGCUGGCUAUCAUUGUCUCUACGAAAAAGUCAAUUUCCUUUAUAGGUUGCAUAACUCAGAUGUAUUUUUUCUUAGCCAUUGGAGUUACUGAAUCUACUCUACUCUCAGUAAUGUCAUAUGAUCGGUAUGUUGCUAUUUGUCAGCCACUAAGAUAUUCUAUUAUGAUGAAAAUGGAUGACUGCAUGUAUAUGGCCAUUGGCUGUUGGCUAUGUGGGCUUUUCAUUGUUUUGCUUCCAGUAAUAAUAAUCUCCAGAUUGCCUUUUUGUCAUUCUUAUAUUGUUAAUCAUUUUUUCUGUGAUCUUUCACCUGUAAUUCAGCUCUCCUGCAGUGACAUUCAUAAUCUUGAGAUGUUUAAUUUUUUUACAGCAAUUGUUGUCAUACUGGGGACAUUUUCAAUUAUUUUUAUGUCAUAUCUGCGUAUAUUACAGACUAUUUUAAAUAUACCCUCAUCCAUUGGCAAGAAAAAAUCAUUUUCUACCUGUGCUUCUCACCUUACUGCUGUUAUGAUUUAUUAUGGGUCCCUUGUUUUUAUGUACAUUAGACCCAAGUCCAAAAGUAACCUGGAUUUGGAUAAACAAACCUCUGUGUUUUAUUCUAUAAUAACUCCAACACUGAACCCCAUGGUCUACAGCCUCAGAAAUCAUGAUAUGAAGAAUGCCUUUAUUAAAUUAUUCCAAAGAAAAAAAUAUAUUUUUCAUGUAACAUGA
Molecule: messenger RNA, 948 nt
Organism: Bombina bombina (fire-bellied toad)
Lineage: Eukaryota; Metazoa; Chordata; Amphibia; Anura; Bombinatoridae
Product: olfactory receptor 6M1-like
Exons: 1
Coding region: 1-948 (315 amino acids)
Biological process (GO): G protein-coupled receptor signaling pathway
Cellular component (GO): membrane
Molecular function (GO): G protein-coupled receptor activity; olfactory receptor activity
Source: RefSeq, a predicted model, not a curated record